Messenger RNA from Nylanderia fulva, 2578 nucleotides. RefSeq names its product ATPase family gene 2 protein homolog A. The record is from RefSeq and is a predicted model, not a curated record. Gene Ontology annotation, cellular component: cytoplasm. Gene Ontology annotation, molecular function: ATP hydrolysis activity; ATP binding. NCBI's taxonomy places the organism in Eukaryota, Metazoa, Arthropoda, Insecta, Hymenoptera, Formicidae.
AUUAAAGUCAAUGGAGUUAACCUAUUCAUCAAUCUUUUUUAUUAUUUAUAUCAGUUUAAAAUCGAUAUAUCAAACUCUCGAUUGAUUGAUUUAAAUAUAAUUAUCUUGAUUCUUAUGAAAUAGAUAAAAAUAUAAAGUUAUAAAUCUUACGAAUAAAUUUAUAGCUUAAUUCUAUGUGAGGAGGUUAAGGAUGUCUACUAAAUCGAGAAAGAGUUUGUCGUCAUCUUCAUGGCAGCAAUGCGAGAAGUGUCAAUGUACUUUGACACAGAAAGAGAUUUUAUUGCACGAAACAAACUGUCCACCUUCCACAGAAAAUUGGAACCAUUCUUUCAUCUCUGGUGGAGUUUUAUACAGCACAAUAGAAACUUUUCAAUUGCAAGAAUUACCCAAACAUAUCUCGGAGAGAGAUGCUAAUGAUAUGGUGUUUAUAUCACAGUCUGCUUUUCAAUUAUGCGAUAUUGCUAUUGGAUCAUCAAUUGUUGUUGCAACCAAAGAUGAGGCAGUUAUUAAAACAGCCUGGCCAACUAAUGAAAAAAGUUUGACAAGUGUCUCUUUAACGAAGCAUACUAUUGAACUAAAUAAUCUUGUGGGAUUAGUAAAAGUGUAUUUGUUGAAAUCUGAUAUUUAUAUUGCUAAAGAGAUUGUAAUUAAUCAAUUGGGAAAACAUUUAAUAUCCAAUGUAAGCACAGAACUUGAUAAUAUUUUUAAAUAUUUUAACGAGCACAAAAUAUUUGCUGUUGGCAAUAGAAUAAGUGUGCCAUAUUAUGGAAAGAAGUUAGCAUACAAAAUUGUUCAAAUCAAGUUGGAUGAAACUAAGAAAGAGCAAAUUGAUGGAAAUGAUUUAUCAGAAGGUUUUAAAAACAUAGAUUUGACAACUAAUCGAACAAAAAUAACUUUUUACAAAGCAUUGUAUACAACAAAAUGGACAGUCUUGAAUAUUGCAGAAGAUGGAAAUAAUAUCCCGAAAAAACAAUAUAAAAUUGAAGAUAUAGGAGGAUACAGUGCUCUUAUAUCUGAUAUAAGAGAUAUAGUUACAAUAGGUAUUGGCAAAUUCAGAAGUGUAGAGCAUUUUGGUGUAACUAAAGGAUUAUUGUUAUACGGCCCAACUGGUGUUGGUAAAUCAAUGAUAGCUAAUGCUAUAAUUUCUGAAUGUAACGUUAAUGCAUUUAUUGUGUAUAGUUCAGAUAUCUAUAGCAAGUCUAUCUCUGAAACGGAAAAUAAACUUAAAGAAAUAUUCAAUAAAGCAAUGUCAAAUACUCCUAGUAUAAUAUUAUUAGAAGACAUAGAUAAUUUGUGUCCUAAGAGAAGUAACUCCAGCACAGAUCAUGAGAGAAGAGUUCUUGCUCAGCUAAUAACACUUUUCGAUGACCUACAUAGUAUCAAGAGUGACAUAUUAAUAAUGGCUACAACCACGAAAUUAGAUUUCGUAGAUAGUUCUCUAAGAAGACCUGGCAGAUUGGACAUGGAAUUCGAGAUUUAUGUACCAACCCCGAAUAUGCGUACAGAAAUACUAAUAAAAUUACUUUCAAAAAUUCCCAAUACACUUUCACAUGAAGACAUACAGAGCAUUUCAUUUGAUACUCAUGGUUUUGUUGGUGCAGAUUUAUAUGGUUUGUGCUCGAAAGCAAUAAUUAACGCAGUGAAACGCCGGCAAAAGUUCGACGAUGAACCAAAGGUGACUAUGACUGAUUUUUAUAAUGCUUUAAUUACAACAAAACCUUCAGCUAUGAAGGAAGUUUUAGUGGAAGUGUCAAAUGUAAGAUGGUCAGACAUUGGUGGGCAGAAGAACUUGAAACUAAAAUUAAAACAAGCCGUCGAAUGGCCGCUAAAACAUCCUGAAGCAUUUGUAAGAAUGGGUAUUACACCUCCUAGAGGUGUCUUAAUGUUUGGACCGCCAGGAUGUUCGAAAACUAUGAUCGCAAAAGCUCUCGCUACCGAGAGUAAAGUAAAUUUUCUCAAUAUUAAGGGUCCAGAGUUAUUUUCCAAAUGGGUUGGCGAAUCUGAGAAAGCUGUAAGAGAAGUAUUUCGAAAGGCGAGACAAGUAGCACCGUCUAUCAUAUUUAUCGACGAGAUAGAUGCAUUAGGUGGUGAGAGAAGUUCCUCUUCCAAUGGUAGUGGUAGCAACGUGCAAGAACGAGUGUUGGCUCAAUUAUUGACUGAACUCGACGGUGUCACUACUCUGGGAAGCGUCACAUUAGUAGCGGCUACUAAUCGACCAGAUAAAAUUGACAAAGCACUUCUCCGACCUGGACGAUUAGAUCGUAUAAUAUACGUCGGACUACCGGACGAGGAGACCAGACGAGAGAUAUUCGAUAUAAAAGUACGAAAUAUGCCAAUCACGGAUGAUGUAAAUAUCGUGGAUCUGGUUGAUCUAACGGAAGGUUACACCGGGGCAGAAAUCCAAGCUAUAUGUCACGAAGCCGCCAUGAAAGCAUUAGAAGAGAGUCUUCACGCCACCGUUGUUACUAAGAAACAUUUCGAAGCCGCAUUCAAAACCGUCACUCCCAGAACACCCGUUUCCCUCCUCGAGAUUUACGCCGAUUAUAUGAAUAAAGCCUUAUGAGGAUUAUAAGGAUUA